Messenger RNA from Phanerochaete carnosa HHB-10118-sp, 1445 nucleotides. RefSeq lists its product as uncharacterized. Lineage: Eukaryota; Fungi; Basidiomycota; Agaricomycetes; Polyporales; Phanerochaetaceae. The record is from RefSeq and is a predicted model, not a curated record. The transcript has 13 exons. Gene Ontology annotation, molecular function: dioxygenase activity. The coding region runs from base 57 to 1250 and encodes 397 amino acids.
CGCGACUGCGAACACUCGAUCUCCAACUCGUCUCUACAAACGCCGUUCCUGCAUCGAUGACGAAGCCGAGAUGGGACUUUCCGCCGGAGUCGACGCUGCUGUCGGACGACGACUACGCCGAACUCGAGACCAUCGACAUCUCCGUUGUCGACCUGACCGCCGACCCUGCGGCGCUCGGCGAGGCUCGGCGGCGUGCGCGCGACGACACGGUCGCACGCGCGCUCAGGGCGUUCGGCAGCGGCGGCCUCGGGAUGGUCCACGUCACUGGACACGGGGUCGGCGCUGAGGAGAUCCAGAGGCAGUUUGACGUCGGGUCUGUGUUCUUCGACAGGGUGGCGGACGAGGAGAAGGGGCGGUACGUCGCGAAGAUCUCAGAGGAGGGGAGCUGGGCCGGGUACAAGCCAAGAGGUUACUAUGGGCCUCAGGACUGCGACGAGAACUUCAACUUCUAUCCUGAAACACUGGUUCACUCCUGUAUACCGCCGGUUGCAAGGCAAUUCCUGCAUGACUACCGAAGAUUCUUGGAGCACAACCACUACGUCGUUGUCGGGAAGAUGUUGUGCAUCUUAUCUCUAGCUCUCGGACUUCCGGGCGAUACCUUGUGGCGUUUGCAUCACCGAGGUGGAUACGACGUGGAUGGUACGCUUCAACGCCCACAAGAUACGCCAAUUUACUGGAAGCACAGCCAGGACCAUUUCAGGUUCCAGGUAUACAACCCUCGCAAGGACGAUGAAUCAUUUUUCAAUUCCGACAAACUAUACUUGCGAAGUCAUCGGGAUAUAGGAACUAUCACGCUGAACUACUCGCAGCCGGUAGCUGCCCUCCAGGUUCUCAAGCCUGAAGGCAAAUGGGCGUGGGUGCGUCAUAAGCCGGGAGCUAUCAUCGUUAAUCUGGGGCACGCAUUGGAGGCGCUCACCUCGAGUCGUCUCAGAGCUGCCUUCCAUCGAGUUGCUGAACCCCCCGAAGAUCAGCGCCGCUUCCGGAGAAUUGGCAUCCACUACUUUGUCAAGCUUCUUCCGGACAUGCGCAUAGAUCAACCCUUGCUUGAUGGCCCCGACGACCAGUUUGAAGAAUACCGUCGCCUAGGAGGGAAGCCUAUUCUCUACGGAGAGUGGGAAAGGUUCCGCUCAAAAUUGGCCUUCAGACAGCGCCCGGCCCGUACCUCGCCUGAACGUACGCCUGAGGACGCGCUCCUUGACCUCCAUUACAGAAUGGCGCCUCCCACGACAAUACCAGCUGCGAAGCUGUGAAGUGGAGCGCCUGCGGUUGCCAUAACUUGACGUCCAACCCGUUGCCAGUGAGGCAGGUCCUCGGUGCCGUGGUUAUACGCGGGGUAUUUACUAGCUCACAUGUAGUGCGAUAUCAUAUGCCCACCCACACGAGAGUAACCCCUCCCAUACCCCGCUGACUGCUCGCGGAGCAGGCAGCAGGCGCCCACAAACGCG